Messenger RNA from Funneliformis geosporum, 1319 nucleotides. The record is from the annotation of a GenBank genome assembly. Lineage: Eukaryota; Fungi; Glomeromycota; Glomeromycetes; Glomerales; Glomeraceae.
AAAUAUCUCGAGAAACGAAAUAUUCCAAAUUUCUUGAUAAUUAUUUGAGAAGUUUAAAUCAAGAAGAAAUUAAUUGGUUGAAUCAACAGGGAAUUAACCUUUUUCAUUUGACUCAAGACAAACAAAUCAUUGAUUACGUAGCAUUUUUAAAGGUGAUAGAAUUUGGUGAAUUAAGCAACAUUAUAGAAAAUUGGAUUAAAUAUUUUAUUUAUAUCGAAUCAAAAGAUAUUUAUUUAAAAUAUUAUUCCAACUUUUUUAACGUAUUAUUGAGAUUAUUCAUGAGAAGUUCGGAUAUUCAAACAUUACACAUUAAUGAAAUGAAUGCUUUAUCUAAAUUGAAUAUGCAUAUCUUACUUCCUGACAUUUCAAUAUUCACUUCAUACAAUCCUGGUAUUAAAUUAAUCAUGGAGCUUCACAUUCACUUUGCAAAGGGCCAAUUUUAUAAAGAUCUUCUUUCCAUAGUUUCUACUUUAUGCACUCAAAUUCAAACUAUAUCAAUAUCACUUAAUCGAACGAAUUUACCUUUGAAAUAUUUUGUCAACAAUUUUAUAAGAAAUCAAACAAGAUUAAAUUCUAUCUCCCUAAAUUGUGGUAAUUGUGGUAGGGAAUAUAAGAAUGAUCGUGAAUUAAAGUUCUUAUUUAAAUCGUUAAAUUUUCAUGUCAAUUGGUUAAGAAGUACUGAAUUAAUUUCUUUUGGAAUUAAUAUUUUAGAUUUUUCAUUAAUCUUUUCAAAAGCAAAUGAUCAUCAUCAUCUAGAAUUAACAUUGUUGAAUUACUAUAAUAAGAAUCCCUCUGUUUAUUUACCUUCAUUUUUACAAAUCAUAGGAAAAAAUUUAAAAAGGCUUUCUUUAAAUGAAUUGGAUGAGAAACUUAUGGAUUCUAUUUUAACUCAUUGUACAAAUAUCAAUUCCUUGGAGAUAUAUGAUUUACAUCAACUAAAUUACUUUUUUACCUUGAUUAAAAAUCUUGAACUUACCAAAUUAAAGAUAUCAAUGUAUCGUGAUGAUGAUGAUUCAAUAUUCCUAUUAAAGUUAAUUGAUUAUUUACCUGUAACGUUAAAUUCGCUAGUCUUGGAAAAUUUACGAACUUUCAAUAAUUUGCAACACUUUCUUGAAAUUUUUCACGCUCCUAAUUUGAGUGAGAUCAUUUUACAUCAAAAAACUUACGAUUCCUUUUUCGAGUUAUUGAAUAAUAUUAAAUUCAUUGAAUUUCAAAAUGUUCAUACGUUUGGUAUUGAAUAUGAUUUUAAUGUUUGUAGUGACGAUAUCAAUGAUUUCAAUCAAUUGCAAAGAUUAUACAAUAGAAUAAUUGGAAAUUAA